GGUGGAUGGAUAGAAAAAGAACGUGGCGGUGACAAAAGAUGGUCAAUUGAUUUGCAGCACAUUAUUAAUUUAAUUUAUGUUUGUGAGGAAUCAACAAACAAACAUGAAAGCAUUAAAAAAAAGUUGAAAGGAAAG
Racocetra persica is the source of this 135-nucleotide messenger RNA. The record is from the annotation of a GenBank genome assembly. NCBI's taxonomy places the organism in Eukaryota, Fungi, Glomeromycota, Glomeromycetes, Diversisporales, Gigasporaceae.